Xiphophorus hellerii (green swordtail) is the source of this 3265-nucleotide messenger RNA. Its product is annotated as TBC1 domain family member 10A-like. The transcript has 9 exons. Gene Ontology annotation, biological process: regulation of GTPase activity. Lineage: Eukaryota; Metazoa; Chordata; Actinopteri; Cyprinodontiformes; Poeciliidae. Gene Ontology annotation, molecular function: GTPase activator activity; small GTPase binding. Bases 460 to 1875 code for a protein of 471 amino acids. The record is from RefSeq and is a predicted model, not a curated record.
AUGUUUUGUUUACUAACUUGCUCCAGGCAGCCAGUUUCUCUUCCUUGUAGCCUAAAGCUAACCUACAUUCUUUCUGACAGCAGUGAGACUCAGAACACAGGGUCAGCUGACAACACUAUGAUAAUAGCAUGUUACCUUAGGCGUUAGUAUUACAAAUAAUCGAGCUAAUUUAACCUCUUUUUUUUUGGAGCUGGUCGUUGGAUUUAGGCUCUGGGGAUUUAUCCACAUGGUUUGUGUACCUGUAACGUUCAUUUUGGACUCAAUAACGGAGAUUUAGCAAAGAAAAUAACCUCUCAACAGUUUGUUUAGGUGUUGACCAGCUAGUCUUCGAGCUAGCUUUGUCCUGUAGCAGUUAGCUAACCCAGUGGGCGUCUGCAUGGAGAGCUUUAAACUUACAUGCUUAAGUUUUGAGAUCACUCUCUAGACCGCCUUGCUUUUACUGAGGUAAAUGCCGUCUAAAUGGCAAAAACGGAGCAGAGAAAUGGACUGGAACUUCAGGGCAACACACAGAAGCUGACGGACAGUAAUGGGAAGAGCAGCUCGAAUGGACCGGACCCGGAGGUGAACGGCUCCAUCCCCGAAGAGACGCAGGUGGAUAAGUACGGGUUUACCGGAGGAGCCCAGCAGUCCGCCGGAGAACUAGCGGAAGAAGUCCCCACUGCGGUGCUGAGGCAACGCGAAGCUAAAUGGCUGGAGAUGCUGAACAGCUGGGACAAGUGGAUGGCUAAAAAACACAAUAAGGUGAAAGAGCGCUGUCAGAAGGGGAUCCCUCCGUCCUUACGGGGCCGAGCCUGGCUCUACCUCACUGGGGCCAAAGUAAAACGGGAGCAAAACAAGGGCCGGUUUGAGGACCUGGACAUUCAGCCAGGAGAUCCUAAAUGGGUUGAUGUCAUUGAGAGGGAUCUUCAUCGCCAGUUUCCUUUUCAUGAAAUGUUUGCAGCCAGAGGAGGUCAUGGGCAGCAGGAUCUGUUUCGCGUCCUGAAAGCUUACACUCUCCACCGACCUGAGGAAGGUUACUGUCAGGCUCAGGCUCCCGUUGCUGCCGUCCUCUUGAUGCACAUGCCAGCUGAGGAUGCCUUCUGGGUACUUGUGCAGAUCUGUGAAAAAUACCUUCCUGGAUACUACAGCACGGGGCUGGAGGCGAUCCAGCUCGACGGGGAGAUCCUGUACGCUCUGCUGCGGCGGGUGUCUCCCGUGGCUCACCGCCACUUAAAGAAGCAUAAACUGGAGCCGAUCCUGUACAUGACGGAGUGGUUUAUGUGUGCCUUCUCCCGGACCCUGCCCUGGUCCUCUGUGCUGCGGGUCUGGGACAUGUUCCUCUGUGAGGGAGUGAAGAUCCUCUUCAGAGUGGGCCUGGUUCUCCUGAAAUGCAUGUUAGGAACCCAAGAGAAAGUCAAGUCCUGCCAAGGUUUAUACGAGACAAUGGAGCUGUUGAAAAAGAUUCAACCUCAGUACACACGUGAAGGCUUCCUGGUGCUGGAGAUCAUCGAUCUAUCGGUAUCUGAGAAGGACAUUGAGAAGGAACAUCAAGCUCAGCUGCGGCGUUGGAAGGAGAGUCGCGGAGAUCUAAGUUGCAAGUCCCCUCCGAGGAUGCACGGCGCCAAGGCCAUAAUGGCUGCCGAGCCUCCGAGCCGGCAGGAGCUGAGACAGAGACCUACCAUCAUUGUUCAGUCUCCUUUGGCGUCGAAAAUAGAAGCGCCGCCAGAAGACGAAGUGAAGGGAAGUAAAAAGGCCACAAAGGAAAACGGGCAUACGACCAUCCUCCCACCAGACGGGAUCAUUAAUCUCGGUGAUCCGUCCCCAACCUUUCAACACACGACCACCCAGGGGUCCAAAGAGAGUCUGAGCAGUGCCGAGCACGACACAUACCUUUAACCAGACCAGGUUUACACCAGUUUAUAGCAUGAAUCAUUCCACAACUCCCUGUUUCAGCAUGAAUGCUCGUCCUACUUCACAGUUUUUAGUGACAGGAUAAACAUUAAAUCCCUGCAGCAGCAGUGGAAAAUGCUUUUUACUUUUUAUAGCCACAACACAGACGUCUUAGGUGUUGGACUAAGACAUUUCACUAGACCAAAUGGCGUCCAGGAAACUUCUGGUUUAAAGUAGCUUAAAUUUUAGACAAGUGGUUUCUUUGGAUUUUGCAGGUAUUUAAAUGUAUUUUAUACUAAAAUGUUGCUGCCCAUAUAAGCAUAGGGGGCAAGGUUUUAAGCUAUAGAAGCAAUAAUUUUGAAAUGCCCAUCAGUAAUGGGCAAUUCAUGGUAAGAGGUAUUCAUUCAUUCUACAUGUCCAAAGUCAGUUUGUAAGGGUCAUCCUGCGUAUUUUAGUUCUUUCUCUAGUUCAACACGCAUAAAUCAAAUAAUAGUUCAUUAGGAGUACCUCUACUAUACUUUAAUGUAAUUGGACCAUUUGAAUGAGCCAUGUUGGGAUAGAGACUCAUUUAAAACAGGCAGGUGUGGCCCUUGAGGACUAAGGCUGGACACCCAGGUCCUAAUUAACGGGAGGAAUUUUUUUAGAAUAUCUGACCUUUUCUUUCUCAGUUUUGCCCUGAUAAGUCACUACGUUUCCAAUCUCUCAGCAAUUCACACUAACUCAAACACUUUUCAGCAUGUCUGCUUGGCCCAUUUUCAUGUGCUGGUUCUAUGAAUCAGUAAUUGCUCUUCUUGUCCACACGGGGGCGACCUGACGUUGUUUUUUUUUUAGCCAAAGCAGUGGGCAGCUCUUGGGGGAAAACUUCACAUUCAGGAGGAACAAGGUUCAUCACAAGCGGUGUUUUGUGUCGGUAUGCCAAAGAUCUGUUGUUUAUAUUUUUUAACUAUUUGAGAAGAGGGUUUUGGUUUUCUCAAAGUGUUAACAUUAAUUUGUUAAAAGGGGACAAAUGUAUGAGAAUGUAGAGCUUCUUUAAAGUUUGCAGUUCCUUCAAUUUAAAAUGAUAUAUUUUUAAAAAGUUGUAUUUAAAAACAAGAACUGAUAAAAAGCUGUUAUAUGUAAUCUACAACAGUAAAGUCACUAUUGAUCUGGUGAGCCAUAAACCUUUGAUAAUUAGCUAAAUGUUAGCGUUGUUCCUCAUUAUCAUUAUUGUUGUUUUAAUAUGGUGUCAAAUGAAGGACGAAGUUUCAAAUGAAGUCUUAUGCAAUCAACAUUUGCCAGUCCAAUAAACAGUUUUAAUGGAUGUAAGUUGAUGUACCAACAUAUCAAUUGUCUUAUGUCUGAAAUUUUAUUGUACAAGCCACUAAAAUCUGUUGAUUUCAAACCAAUUUAAAAAGUG